AUGCCCGCCGGAGGCUCGGGCAGGGUGCCAACUGGGUUCGCUGCAGAGACGUACAUCAGCGACCACACCUUCCGCCAGGGUCAGCGCGCCAUCGAGAGCGGCGCAGGGUCGAAGAAAAGAAAGCGAGAAGGCAAGGGCGAUUCGAGUGUCGUGACUGGCGCAGGCGCAUACAAGGGACCAUGGGCGAAGUAUGAGGAAGAGAGGCCAGAUGCUGCCUCAGACGAUGAGUUCGGGUCGGACGUUGAGGUGGAAAUAGUUUACGAGGAAGACGAGAUUGUCGACAACGCUGCGCCCGCGCAAAAGAAGCUCGCUGGCACAGACUACCGCGAUACCGAAGCCGAGGGCGAGACGAGCGAGUUUGUAGGCAGCCAGCAGUACGACUACCAGGGCCGGACGUACAUGCAUGUGCCCACAGAUCUCGACAUCAAGCUCACCGGCGAUUACGAGCCCAAGAACUUCAUACCGAAGAAGCUGAUCCACACCUACAAAUACCACACCAAGUCGAUUACCCAGGUUCGCUUCAUGCCUGACAGCGGACAUCUCCUACUUUCCGCAUCCGCCGAUUCGAAGAUUGCGCUAUGGGACGUCUAUCACCAACGCGAGCUCCUGCGAACAUACUCUGGGCAUACAAAGUCGGUUGUCGACAUCGACUUCAACCCCAGCGGCACACAGUUCAUAUCAGCUAGUUACGAUCGCUUCAUGAAGCUAUGGGACACAGAGACAGGAAAGUGCCUGAACAAGUUCACAACUGGCAAGACACCGCACGUGGUGCGCAUCAACCCCAGUACACCACACGAGUUCUUGGCCGGUAUGAGCGACAAGAAGAUCCUGCAAUACGACACAAGGAGCGGAGAGAUGGUACAGGAAUACGACCACCAUCUGGGGCCUGUCAACACAAUCACCUUCUGCGACGAGAACCGCCGCUUCAUCACCACAUCAGACGACAAGUCCCUACGCGCGUGGGAAUACGGCAUUCCCGUACCUAUCAAGUUCAUCGCCGAACCCUACAUGUUCUCCAUGGUCCGCUCCUCACCCCACCCGUCAGGCAAAUACGUUGCCUUCCAAUCGUCCGACAACCAGAUCACCGUAUACAGCUCUACCGACCGCUUCCGACAGAACCGAAAGAAGAGUUACAGAGGGCACAAUGUGGCUGGAUAUGCACCAGACGUGGCGAUCAGUCCAGACGGGCAGUUCAUUAGCUCGGGUGACAGUGGAGGUUUCUUGUGCUUCUGGGACUGGAAGACGUGCAAGAUGUACCAUAAGAUUCCAGCGAGCGAUGCGCCUGUACUGUCAGUACAGUGGCAUCCGAGGGAGUCGAGCAAGGUGGUUGCUGGUGAUCUGAAUGGUGCUCUGAGAUUGUACGAUUAG
Messenger RNA from Alternaria arbusti, 1368 nucleotides. RefSeq lists its product as uncharacterized. Lineage: Eukaryota; Fungi; Ascomycota; Dothideomycetes; Pleosporales; Pleosporaceae. Bases 1 to 1368 code for a protein of 455 amino acids. Gene Ontology annotation, molecular function: protein binding; mRNA binding. Gene Ontology annotation, biological process: mRNA splicing, via spliceosome. The record is from RefSeq and is a predicted model, not a curated record. The transcript has a single exon. Gene Ontology annotation, cellular component: catalytic step 2 spliceosome.